Messenger RNA from Sporothrix schenckii 1099-18, 384 nucleotides. RefSeq lists its product as uncharacterized. Bases 1 to 384 code for a protein of 127 amino acids. The record is from RefSeq and is a predicted model, not a curated record. NCBI's taxonomy places the organism in Eukaryota, Fungi, Ascomycota, Sordariomycetes, Ophiostomatales, Ophiostomataceae. The transcript has a single exon.
AUGCCAGAAACAAAGAAGGCGGGGAGAAUGCUUGCCGAGUUUGUUACAAAGUACGAAAGCAAUACGACACGACACGACACGGCGCGACACGACACUACGACGAACAAGAUUUCCUUCGCCGCAGGAUUCGCAACGAAUCAAGAAAGCAAGACCAGUGAACUCGAACAUGGCUCACAAAAUCCAUGGUCAAAUUUGCGGAGCCCGACCAAGAUCACAGAGCGACUUGCAAGAAGCAAGCCUACUGCCAGCGGUAUGGUUAGAGGGCUCAGGGUAUCUCGGGCACCCAGUAAAGGGACGGAAAAUAAAGUGACACGAAAAACCCUGGCCCUGCAUGCAUGGGGUUCCAUCACGGUGGAGACGCACCUUGCACGUCUAUCUAUUUAA